AUGACAUACUACAUUUGGUAUGAGUUCCAUGGGAACCCAGGGCAUAAGACCACAGAUUGCAGACAUCUCCGGGAGGAAGUAGCCAACAUGCUCGCCAGGGCUCAUUUGCAGGAAUAUCUCAGUGAAAGGGCGAAAAAUAACUAUGGUAGAGCCAGAGCGGAUGAAGAGAAGGAUGAAGAUCUCGAUAACACGGUAAAAAAGAACUCGAGACUCCCCGAGGAAAACCUAGUUACUUUCUCUGACCAGGACGCAACAGUCAUUGCUUUACCGUACAAUGAUGUCUUGGUCAUCAUCGUGCUCAUUGGCAAUUAUCGGGUGAAGCGUGUGAUCGUUGAUCUAGAGAGCUCGGCUAAUAUUCUCUGCCGAAAAGUAAUAGAGGAGAUGGGUUUCCUGGGGGAAAUCAUACCGGCAGCAAGAACCCUUGCUGGCUUCAAGAUGUCUAGCGAAACAACUAAAGGUGAGGUAGGCUUGCCGGCAGAAGCCGGAGGAGUCACCAAGAAGAAGCGGCCUAUUGCUGAAGUUCGAAACAGGUUUGUCAAAGAAGAGGUAUCUCGUUUAUUAAAUAUAGGAUCCAUUCGAGAAGUGAAGUAUGCAGAUUGGUUGGCAAAUGUAGUUGUAGUACUGAAAAAGCCAAUAAAUUUAAAAUGUGCAUAG
Messenger RNA from Lycium ferocissimum, 654 nucleotides. RefSeq lists its product as uncharacterized. The record is from RefSeq and is a predicted model, not a curated record. Bases 1 to 654 code for a protein of 217 amino acids. NCBI's taxonomy places the organism in Eukaryota, Viridiplantae, Streptophyta, Magnoliopsida, Solanales, Solanaceae. The transcript has 3 exons.